AGAUCUUUUCAUAUAAAUAGCAGUAAAUAGCAUUACCUUCAUUCUCCAACCAAAUCACAAAGGAAAAAGGUGCCUGAUCACUGAAGAUCAUCAGAAUGUUCAUACGGGUAGUUGUCCUGGCGCUGGUUCUAUGCGCUAUUAAAGAAUCGCGAGCCGAGGUCAACAGUGAACAAGUAGCUAAUGCAUUCUGGGAAUACGUUUCCACACUGAGCAGCAACACUAAGAAUGCCAUCGACCAGAUUCAGCAAUCAGAGAUCAGCCAACAGCUCAAUUCUCUGAUCCAGGACAAUCUAAAGACAGUAAAUCUUUAUGCUGGAGAAAUGCCAGACCAACUCAUCCCUCUAGCCAAACAGAUCCACGAUCAACUGACUCAGAAUUCAGAAAAACUUCGGGAACAGAUUAGACAGGAACUCGAGCAAUUAAAGAGCAGGUUCUCCCCAUAUUCAGAUGAGCUGCAUAAACAAAUGAGCAAAAAUUUAGAACAGUUGCAACUAAAGCUUACUCCAUAUGCUGAGGAACUUCAGACACAGAUUGAGAAGAAUACCCAGGUGGUCAGUGAGAAGCUGAAGUUGGUGGCCAAGGAAAUAGAUACUAAGAUUAGAGAAAAUGCAGACAAUAUGCAGGAGUCUUUGUCCCCAUAUGCUCAAAAACUCCAGGACAAAAUCGAUGAAAGUGUAGAGCAACUUCGGGAACAAGUGAUUCCAUACACUGCGGAGUUACGAGACAAGAUAAGGCAGCAAUCAGUGCAUUUACAGCGCCAGUUGACCCCCUAUGCAGAGGACAUGCAAAAUAACCUGAACAGAUAUAUUGAGAACAUGGAUUUCCAAAUGAGAAAAAGAGUAGACCAGAUGGAAGCCAGGAUGAUGGAACUCAUGACAGAUCUGAAGAAGCAGCUAAACCCCUACGCCGAUGAACUGCGGAAUAAACUCAAUGGGAAUGUGAAGGAUGUCACACAGGUUUUGGAGCCUUACCUGGCCAAAAUGAGUGAAAACAUGGACCAGAAAAUCUCAGAGUUUAAGAACAUGAUGACGCCAUAUGGAGAAGAACUUAAUAAGGCCCUUCUGCAGAGGGUGGAAGAUAUGAACCAGAAACUUGGGCACUACACAGUGAGUGUGAAGGAUCAACUAGAGUACCUGGAGAAAGAUGUCCGGGACAAGAUCAAUGAAUUGGUGAACAAAGAUGUUCCCACAGAAGAGUAAAUCACAUGUUGCUGAAAUAUGAUCACAAUUUAUAAUGUAUUCUUCCUCUGAUAUCUAGAAUGUCACCGAAAGGACCAACUGACAUUUCUAAAAGAUUCAGAGAUAACAUAUACAGUAUUAUUAAGAGGUAUGAAUUGUAAACAUUUUCACAGAACACAAAGAGUGAAAA
Molecule: messenger RNA, 1368 nt
Organism: Pelobates fuscus (common spadefoot toad)
Lineage: Eukaryota; Metazoa; Chordata; Amphibia; Anura; Pelobatidae
Product: apolipoprotein A-IV-like
Exons: 4
Coding region: 96-1199 (367 amino acids)
Biological process (GO): cholesterol efflux; triglyceride homeostasis; positive regulation of fatty acid biosynthetic process
Cellular component (GO): high-density lipoprotein particle; extracellular region; blood microparticle
Molecular function (GO): phosphatidylcholine-sterol O-acyltransferase activator activity; phosphatidylcholine binding
Source: RefSeq, a predicted model, not a curated record